Molecule: messenger RNA, 1255 nt
Organism: Tinamus guttatus (white-throated tinamou)
Lineage: Eukaryota; Metazoa; Chordata; Aves; Tinamiformes; Tinamidae
Source: RefSeq, a predicted model, not a curated record
UCCCCUUCCCCUGCACGGAAGUCGCUGCCGCCGCAGGGCAAGGAUUCCCGGCGAAGAUGGGGAGGAAAAAGAUCCAGAUCCAGCGGAUCACAGACGAGCGCAACCGGCAGGUGACCUUCACCAAGCGCAAGUUCGGGCUGAUGAAGAAGGCGUACGAGCUGAGCGUGCUGUGCGACUGCGAGAUCGCCCUCAUCAUCUUCAACCACUCCAACAAGCUCUUCCAGUACGCCAGCACCGACAUGGACAAGGUGCUGCUCAAGUACACCGAGUACAACGAGCCCCACGAGAGCCGCACCAACGCCGACAUCAUCGAGACAUUAAGGAAAAAAGGGUUUAAUGGCUGUGACAGCCCCGAGCCGGAUGGUGAGGACUCCAUAGAUCAGAGCCCGUUGAUGGAGGAUAAAUUCCGCAAAGGCAGCGAGGAUUUGGACAUCCUGUUCAAGCGCUACGGUUCUGCAGUGCCGGCUCCCAACUUCGCCAUGCCCGUGACGGUGCCCGUGAGCAGCCAGAGCUCGCUGCAGUUCAGCAACCCCGGGGGCUCCCUGGUGACGCAGACGCUGGUGACAUCGUCGCUCACGGACCCCCGGCUCCUGUCCCCGCAGCAGCCGCCGCUGCAGAGGAACGCGGUGGCCCCGGGGCUCCCAGCACUGCCAGCUGCUCCGGGGGCGAUGCUCGGAGGAGACCUGACCAACACGAACGGAGCCUGUCCCAGCCCUGUGGGAGCCAAAAAGGCCGCGGAGGAGGGUGGGAUGGAGCAUCCUGCCCGGAUAACGCCGUAUCGGAUGCCGCAUCCUGCUGCCUCCAACGGCGUGGAGGCCUUGGGAAUAAUCCCAGCUUCUUCCCGCACCGGCAAGCGGCCAGUGGCUCUGGGCGCCGCCGGCACCGCGCCCAGCCCCGGGCGCGUGUCCUCGCCAAGGCCGCUCAUCCGCCUCCCGCCGCCCUCCCUCCUCCUUCCCGGCCUCCCGCUGCCUCCGGAGCAGCCAGCGGGUCUGCAGCAGAACCCGCCACGGUUGGGCGCCUCGCAAGCCGGCCACUCGCUGACCACCCCGGUGGUUUCUGUGGCUACUCCCAGCCUGCUGACGCAGGGGCUGCCCUUCUCGGCCAUGCCCACCGCCUACAACACAGAUUACCAGCUGACCAGCGCUGAGCUGUCCUCGCUGCCCGCGUUCAGCUCGCCCGGUGGCCUGUCCCUCGGCAGCAUCUCUGCCUGGCAGCAACAACAGCAGCAGCAGCAACAGCAGCAGCAACAACAACA